This is a messenger RNA of Amblyraja radiata (thorny skate), 475 nucleotides long. It is a transcript of the gene ndufa2, whose product is annotated as NADH:ubiquinone oxidoreductase subunit A2. The record is from RefSeq and is a predicted model, not a curated record. Bases 42 to 353 code for a protein of 103 amino acids. Gene Ontology annotation, cellular component: respiratory chain complex I. Lineage: Eukaryota; Metazoa; Chordata; Chondrichthyes; Rajiformes; Rajidae. The transcript is spliced from 3 exons.
CGUCAAUCAACGGGUGGAGGCGUCACCCGGACGGGUGCAAGAUGGCGGCGGCGGCGGCGGCUGCUGUGGUGAGGGGCAUCGGGUCAAAGCUGAGCCACAACCUGCGGGAGCUGCGCAUUCACCUGUGCCAGAGCUCGGCGGGCAGCCAGGGAGUCCGGGACUUCAUCGAGCAGCACUAUGUGACGAUGAAGAAAGCCAAUCCCGAAUUUCCAAUCCUAAUCCGCGAAUGUGCCGGUGUGCAGCCGAAAGCGUGGGCUCGAUAUGACUUUGGAAGAGAGAGGAAUGUAGUGUUGGAUAAUUUAAACUCUGAGCAGGUGGCAAAGGCAUUGGAGUCUCUAAUUACCAAGCCAUGAACUACUGUCCAAUCACUCCACGAAGAACAAACAGACGCUCAGCGACAUGCAUUUCAAUGCAUUGCCAGUUUUCCCUCAGCUGAAAUAAAUCUAACUGUAAAAUAAAUCUAAUUAAAAAUGGA